AAUUUACAGAAUGAGUAAGGUUUACAAGGCAGAAGACUACUUCUGUACUAAUGGCAGGGGGAGGCUGGCAAUUGUGAUGUUGAACAGCAAUAUAGAAAUAAAUUGGGAAUUGAAACAGUCUGACAGGGGGUUGGGGUCAGCUAGCAGUAACAGAUACUGUCACAUUGCUUAAAAAUACUUACAGAAAAGUGAAAGCUUUCUGUGGGUCUCCUCUAGUGGCAUAAAUUGAGUUGUAUGCAUGAAACUACAGCGCAACAGAAUGACUGCUGUGAAGGAGCUUGAUUGCAGCCACUAAGGCAAGUCUCUCACCUUUUAAAACUAGUUGCCCUGGAAAAGAAAAACGAGGGGCGCAUUUUUGCCUUUUGUGCCUAAUAAUGCCCUCCCUCCCACUCUGUUCUCGUUUCCAGCCCCCUCCUCCUCCCCCGGUGUCCCAAGCUGCAUUUAAUUGGUGGGUACUAAAGCCAGAACAGAAGUAAUCAGAUCAGAGUUUUUGAGCCGGGGACUCACGUGGAGACGCGCCGUCUGCGCAGGAUUACAGCGGGACCUUGAUUGAAGGCAGAGGCAGAGACGGAGCGAGCGAGGGAGCGAGAGGAAUCGCUGGGAGAAGGAGUGGGAGGCAGAAAGCCAGAGCCAGGGAGACCGCCGAGCGCAGGCAGAGGGAGAGCGAGACGGGGGGGAGAGCAGGGGAGAGAGGAAACCGGGGGCCCCCCGACGCCUGCAGAGAGGGCAAAGGGGCGAGGGAGCAGGAGAGAGGGAGCAAGGGGGAAGAGAGUGGGGCGGGAGCGCAGAGGAGAGGGUGGAGGAGAGGAAGUGAGCAAGGAAAGAAAGUUAGAAAGAGGGGAGAGGAGGCACAUAAAUGAGAGGAGCAGCCAAAGUGAAUGGCAAAGAAGGAGACGGCAGCUCAUCCUGCCAGGAGCCGUGAUCUGCUCUGCCCAGAUGGCGUCUGCCAUGUCACCUGGGGCUGGACACGCGCUACAGCAAAGGCUUCCUCGCCAGCCCUGGCCAAAGCGGCCAGCUCUCCAGAGCCAGUCCGGAUUAGCAGAACAACGCAGGCAGGCAGCACCAGCCUUCCUAAAGCAGGGCAGCUUCGUUCCUCGGGGAGCGCCAGAGCUGGGUUUCUUCCCAGCAAAGAAGAAGCCGGAACCGAGCUCCAGCGGGCAGAACCAUCGCAGGAGAUUACUGCUUUUCGGUGGGCUGAAGCAUUGCGCUUAUCUGGGCUUUUCUGGGCAGAACUACUUCGGGGAAUCCAACAGCGCCGGCCAGAGCUGCUUAUCAGAUGGAGAAUUUCAUGGACAGAAGCCCGACGCCGAAGGUGGUUUCACUAAGGGGAAAUCUGUGAAAGCACUGGGCAGUGCUGGGCUCAAGUAUCGACCUGAACCACAUGGUUUUGAAAGGCAGCAUGGGGCUCGACCAAGGGUUACAGGACUAGAGAAGUCCAGAGAAACUGACUUUGCUACAGGGAAGUAUCAAUCGCAAUUGGACUUUGCUGGAGAGGACCACCAGAGGAGAUUAAAUAAGUCAGAGCAGGGGAAAUCGAUAUUCCCAGGAUUUCACAGAUACCAUUUGCUCAAAUCGAAAGUUCUUAGUGGACAGCACCAUGACCGUGACCCUGUAAAACCCUCAGAUUCAACCAGAACCAUCUGCCCACCUGAACGCCGGUGUAAUGGACCUAACUCUCGCCGGGACAUUUCCGCAGGAGACGUUCAAAGGCGAUCAAGGUGGACCAGACGGUGGACUGAACACCGCCUUGCCAGCGUCUCCCAAAAGCUGCGAGAUGAGCCAGGCAGCGAUCGGCAGGCGCAGGAGAGAGAAACUGGCGUUGACCUAGCCGAUCAGAACCCCGUGCCAGUCCGGGAUCAGAUCAGACAAGUGGUUCUGGACCUCGAGGGGGUUCUGGAGGGACUGAAGCAAGUCCAUGUGGAGAUGAAAGAGGUUGUUCAGCAAAUCGAAAAGCUGACCUCCAGCCUUGAUCUCACAGGGGAGGAGCCUAGCAACAGUUACCCUAACAACACCCUCUGCAGCAGCAGCUCCAGUGGGGUCAUGGUGUCCAGUCUCAGCAUGGGGCAGCCAGAAGGCUCCAAGCAGGGAGACGCAGGCUCUCCCUAUAUAAAACUCCUCACCGGUCCACAUCCUCCUACUCCUAAUCCGGCAGUCAUCCUGACUUCCCUGAACCCAGAUCGCGUCACUCUGCUGGUUCCAUCAAGCAGGAGCGCCCUCUCUGCCACCGAGGAGAGACCAGGACUGGUCUGGCUGCCACGAGUCCAAGGUCAAAGCCCACAGGGUGGGACGGACAGUGGGCUGGCUGCUCCCGACCCACAUUCGCAGAACCAGGCCCAGGCUCGUCCCGUCAACCAGAGACCCACUGGCAGACCGGCAGGACCCAACAGUCUCCAAGCCGCCAGAAGCAAGAAACCACCCCCGUAUCCUCGAAAUGGAGAAAGAAGAAGCAACCAUCCUGUCCGUACCUCGAAGACUCCUCCCUACCCAGGGAAACACAGACUCCUGUCCACUACGGUGUGAGGCAACAGGAGCUGCCAUCAUCACAGAGCUGUGACCAGCUGGGCCCAGACCCCGGAGAGCCGAAGACUCCAGUCUGCAGACACUGAAGGGUUUUAUUACUGGCCCUGGAAUUACUCGUCGUGCCCUUGUGGGAGUGAAUUCCCUCUCAUAUUCCAGCGUGGAGAGACUUCUUACACCAACUGAUUACGGCAAAUGACCCCUGCUGGCGGAAGGAGGAAGCAGCGCUGCCCCCGGACCAGCGGCAACGUCACAAGGCGGCGGCAACGUCACAAGGCGGCAGA
This is a messenger RNA of Lepisosteus oculatus (spotted gar), 2801 nucleotides long. Lineage: Eukaryota; Metazoa; Chordata; Actinopteri; Semionotiformes; Lepisosteidae. The record is from RefSeq and is a predicted model, not a curated record.